UAUAUACCGCUGAGUAGAAUAGUUGUGAUCAGUUAUUUCUGAGAUUCUAUCUUUCUUCUUCUCUCUUAGCCUAAAGUUUUGAAGAUAGUUGGUGUAGACGAUAAUGGCAAGAAAAUGUUCACAUUGUGGGAAUAUAGGUCACAAUUCAAGGACUUGCGCCACUCUUAAAGGGAGAGACGUUCGUAAAUUUUGGCUAUUUGGAGUGCAACUUGACUUAUCUUCUUCUUCUUCUUCUUCGUCUUCUUCGAUGAGGAAGAGUUUAAGCAUGGAUUGCUUGUCAUCCUCGUCAAUAGCCUCUUCAUCAACACCCUCUGCUUCGUCGUCUUCUCGCCUAACUAUGGAUCAAACACUUUAUAAUAUCCAUCAUCAACAUAUUUCUGAUGGCCUCACUAUUGCUAGAAAUCAACAAAGAAAGAAGGGAGGGGCAUGGAGCGAGGACGAGCACCAGAUGUUUCUGGUUGGGCUGGAAAGGCUGGGGAAGGGAGAUUGGAGGGGCAUCUCCAGGAACUUUGUGAUGACAAGAACUCCAACCCAAGUAGCCAGCCAUGCACAAAAAUAUUUUCUUCGUCUGAACCGCCUCAACAAAAGAAAUCUCCGACGACCCACCCUUUCCGAUGAGUUGCUUACCCUAUUUUGGAAGGUGCCAAGGGAGAAAUUCACAUCUCAAAUAUUGGUUAAUACAACUACAAGCGUACGUGUUCAAGGUUUGUGAAGCUUCUCUUCCAAAGAUAACAACUACUUCUCAAGUAUGCCACUGGAAUAAGAAAGUAAAUUAUGUUCUGAUCAAGGACUUCUAAUUACUUUGACAUAUAUAUUGUUUCUACGGAGAAAUAGUUGGGGAAUAAAAUGUAUAAACAUAUCUAAUCGUAUGUAAUAAAGAUUGAAAUCUAAUAUUUGGGAUAUUAA
Molecule: messenger RNA, 906 nt
Organism: Alnus glutinosa
Lineage: Eukaryota; Viridiplantae; Streptophyta; Magnoliopsida; Fagales; Betulaceae
Product: probable transcription factor At5g61620
Exons: 3
Coding region: 104-712 (202 amino acids)
Biological process (GO): response to ethylene; response to gibberellin; response to auxin
Molecular function (GO): zinc ion binding; DNA binding
Source: RefSeq, a predicted model, not a curated record